AUGCUGGUUGACGAACUGCAGGACAAGCACGCAGAGCAGGUGGACUGCGAGCAAGAGAAACUAACACUCCCUGACACCGGAUCUCAAUCCGAGAACUCCCAGACAGGCAGCGAACCUAUCAUCCAAAACGAGCCAGAAGAUGACGACGACGAGGAGGAGAUGCUGCCUGGCAAACCAGCUUGCAUUACAAAAACCUUAUGGAAACACUUCAAGCGAUGUGAAAGCCUACGAAUAAAACUAGAUGCUGAAGAUGACGACGAAUGA
This is a messenger RNA of Dibothriocephalus latus, 264 nucleotides long. NCBI's taxonomy places the organism in Eukaryota, Metazoa, Platyhelminthes, Cestoda, Diphyllobothriidea, Diphyllobothriidae. The record is from the annotation of a GenBank genome assembly.